Symbiodinium sp. CCMP2592 is the source of this 3639-nucleotide messenger RNA. The record is from the annotation of a GenBank genome assembly. NCBI's taxonomy places the organism in Eukaryota, Dinophyceae, Suessiales, Symbiodiniaceae.
AUGGACAAGUCCCAACAGAGCAAGCUGAGCAAACCAACAAUAACGGGAGGCCAAGCUGGACCGGGGACUGGAUCCUUCAAGACAUCCGUCAGGGACCUCGGCGGGACUGGGGAGUGCGGUUGGUUGGCUUUAGCUUUUGCCCUCGUGCAGGCCAAUGGAAAAACUCCCAACGAGAUCAUGGAAGACGGCGGCAAGAGAUUGGCGGGUCGUCAACUUUCUGCGAGACAAUUGGACCGAAUGGCAGCAGAUCUGGAGCCCGGGCGAUGUGACUUAGUGAUCUUGAGGCCAAAGCGAUGGGUUUGCGGAUUGAUGUUGGCGGCAUUCGUCAGAAGCAAGCACGUGAACUUGGUCGUAUGGCAACGGGUCUUCGAUGAGACUGGAGCUGAAGUUUGGAAAAAGCAGGCUGUGAUGAACUACGGCAAGAACGCUCCAGCCAUUGGAGUGGUCAGGCAAGGAUCUCACUACUUCGGGCUGACGAUGCCUCCUCGGGGGUUUCCUAAGGCUUGGACAAAAGAGGUCGAGGAUGUUGACGAGAUCCAGUGGACACAAAGUGAGUGGCAGUCCAUGCGUGCUGGAGGCUCUGAUGGUGCUUGCGCCACUCCUGGAAAAACACCAAACAGAGAUGCCACUUGGAUUGAGGAUGCCCUGAAGACCCCUUGCUCUUCGGCAAAAAGGUGGGUUGACUUGGCUAUCGGGACGCCUGUUUCGGUUUUCGAUUCGGCGAUCGGGACCCCCGGCAGCUCCUCUUCUCGAACAUCUACGGACAAGAGGACCCAGUUGCAAGCCGAUGAGGCCAAGCCCACAGUUUGGUCAUGGGAUUGUAAGUUCUGCACGCUCGUCAUCAAGAGUGACACCAGGGACAAACUCACGGGCCGGAUCUUUACGCACCUUUCCAGGCGUCACCCGUGGAAAGUUGAGCAGCUCAAGCAGAAGUGGAUUAGCGUGGGAUACAGCGGAGUCGCUCACGGCAUCGGGAUUCGCACGUUUCCUGAGAUCCAGCAGGUUGUCACGAGGAAGCGCGGCGUCAAGUAUGCCUGGAAGUGCCCUUUUUGCAAUAAAGCCUUGAUCAACCGGGAUGCACACGCUGCCUUUAGGAGAGCCAAGAAAGUGCACCUCAAGGUGCAUGGCAAGACCCUACAGGAAGCUUACUGGAAGGACAAUUCCGAGGCCAGAAAGAUUGCAAAACCCAAGGCUUUCAACACGGCUUGGAGCAACGCGAUCAAGGAUAACAAGGUCCUCGAGGAGCGGGGGCACGAGAUCUACAUGCUGGCCAACGUCAAGCGCUCGGGUUUCUAUCGUACCUGUUUGAAGUGUAUGGGAUCCUGCGCCGGUGUCAAUGCGAAGAAGUCUGAAAGCAUGAAAUGGGUGAAAGAGUGCAAGCCGGUUGAGAAGCAGUGCAAGAAUGUGCGUUAUCAGACGAUUCGUCUGUGGUCCAGGCAGACGAAGCAAAGAAGGACGAUGUUCUUCACCAAGCUGGGCUUCGAUGACGCGCAGCUCCGCCUGAUCGAAAAGAAGGUGGCGAAGAUCCGCAAGGCAAAGGCCAAAGCGCAGCAGGAAGGUCUUUGGAGGCUCGUCUCUCUCGUGACGGGUGAGGACAAUCAGUUAGCAAGGGGGUCUAUUGCUCCGGACGUUAUCCUGGCUCAGGGCAUUUCCACGGCCAACGACGCCCACUGGGAAAGCUUCGCCAAUGCUAUGCAAGCCAGAGGUUACUGCGCUCACCUUCAGGAAGGCGGCAGGAGUAAGAAUAAGUUUGGACAAGUGGUUGCGGACAGAGGCGGUGUUUGCACUUUUGUUCACGGUCGUUGGAAUUCCAGACACGUGGGAGGGAACAUUGAAGGUGGGUAUCAGUGGUUGGCUGUCCGAGUAGGCCAUGCACUUGUCAUCUCUGCCUACAGACACCCUCGCGGGGACCUCGAAGGUUUGUGGACGGAUCUUGACAUCCUUCUCCGAACCUCGUGGAGGGGAACAUGGAUCGUCGGUGGGGAUUUCAACGACGAGUACGAGGACACGAACAUCGAGCACAUCGCUUCGGGACUCGGGGGGCAUCUCGUGCCCAGUGAGAUUGGUCUCGAGUCAACCCGGUGGGAGGGAAAGAAGAUUAUUGACUACUAUAUCUGCUCGGCUGGGUGCGACCAAGGCUCGGUUAUGGCGCUGGACUACAAAAUCUCGGAUCACAAAAUCCUCGAGGCCUCGUUCGUCAUUGGUUCGCUUGGAAAAAGCCUUCUUGGAUGGAUGGAAGUUAAGCUUUGGAAGGGUCUUCUUUGCGAUCUUUGGAAAGUCGGAGAGUCCACCGGAUGGACUGAAGCCCAGACGCAUGUAGAGUCCUUAGAUUGGAAGCUGGCUCAAGAGGAUGAUCAAGGCCUCGUGGACUAUCACUGGGCACUCUUCCAAGCGAAGCUGUCCUGGAUUUUCGGCCAGGCUUACCUGGUAGCCAUCCAAAACAUCCCUCCUACAACCGAGCCCAAGAAUGCGGAAAUCAAACAGUUCGUGAAGCUCCUCUCGGUCAACACGUACCGCAUUGGAGCACCCUCUCUUCGCAGCUUCAGUUGGCCUAAAGCACGAGAGGCUUGUCGCUUGGAGAUUGCGAAGCUUCGGAAAAAACUUGGCAGAUGCAUUGAGUUGGAGUGGAAGAUCCGCAAAAAGCAAGCGCCCCAGGCCUCGUCUUUGUGGAAGAAGCUGUGGCCAUCUUUGGCCUUUCCGGGAUGUUCACCUGGCGCUCUGAAGACUGUCAAGAAUCUGCGAGAGAAUACCUCGAAGUGCAUUGAUGAAAAAGAGAAGGACAUCGCGAAAUCCUCCGUUGCCAAAUGGAGGGAUGACAUGAGAAGCAUUCCCCGCAAGCGGAGCCAGUGGCUCCAUCGAGGCUCCAAGCUUUGCAACCCUGCGCUCCUCACUGAUGAAAGUGCUUCCCGCGAAGCCAACUCCUUACAAGAGGGAUGCGAGCUGAUCUGCGAGUAUUGGGAAAAUCUCUGGACCAGUGUGAAGUGGAAAGGCGAUGACAGGAAGAGCGCUGCUGAUCAGCUGGUUUCUUGCUGGAAAAAGUUUGAGUCGGAAGAGAGCUCGAGGCCCCCGGCCCGCGAGGCGACCAAACAGAGACAUCAUUCCGAAAGUGAGCUGGGAAGGCCUACGCUGCAGGUCUUUGCACGUCAAGCCCAGGUUGGUCGUGGUGCGGCUGGCCCGGACUCGUGGCAUUCGGAGGAGCUCUGCCAUCUGCCGUUGGAUGCUCUUGCUGAGGCUUGGGUCUUGAUGAAAGGUUGGGAGGAUGGAGUCACUAAGCACAAUAAGAUCCAGGAGGGCAAGAUCAAAACCAGUGGCCUUCGUCCCAUUUCUGUAUCUUCGGUAUGGGUGAGAGCCUGGUCGGCAACUUGGGUCAAAAGCUUAGAAGUACAGCGAUGGAGAGACCGAUUUCUCCCUCGCUGGGUUGCAGGCGGGAGUGGCAGUGUGUCAGCUGAUGCCAUGGCCGCUUUGGUCGAUCAGGAGCUCACGGAGGGCAAGUACGUUGGCACUCUUGAUUUGAGACACGCCUUCGACACAGUGGACAUUGGCCUUCUUCAGCUGGCGCUCCCUGAGAUUGCGACGGAGCCACUCGCCAGAUGGCUCAGUGCUUUGUUAGCCUACAUGCAGUCUCAGUCUAGGUCCUAG